Molecule: messenger RNA, 3200 nt
Organism: Aspergillus wentii DTO 134E9
Lineage: Eukaryota; Fungi; Ascomycota; Eurotiomycetes; Eurotiales; Aspergillaceae
Product: DIL and Ankyrin domain protein
Exons: 4
Coding region: 254-2836 (860 amino acids)
Molecular function (GO): GTPase binding
Source: RefSeq, a predicted model, not a curated record
UCACUGGCACUCCCGAUCUACGUACUGUUUGUUCUAAUUCGACGCACUCGCCGCUUUCUCUCCAACUCCAAGUCCUCUGGGAGGCUCUCUCUCUCUCUCUCUCUCUCUUUUCCCCUCUUAAGUUUAUUUGCUUUUUCCUUUUACUCCCUCCUCCCCGCUUCCUCCCUCCAUGGAGGUAUCUCUGUCGAACAACCCUGUCCGCUCUUGAAUGUUUUCCUAAAUCCAAUCCCACACCCACCACCCAUCACCUACGAUGGAUUCCUCAGAUACCCGCCGCGGGGCUUCGGGGGAAUUCGACCAUACCAUCACGGCCACCAGCCAUGAUGAAUCGGAUCCUGCCGAUGUGCAGACGCAGAAUAAUAAACUUCCGGACGAUUUACCCAAGUCGCUCGAUGACCGUCGCUCGGUGCCUGUUUUCCCGCAGGAGACGGAGAUGUAUGAUGCCUGGCAGGGCCAAUCCCAAUUCCUUACUACCCCCGUCGCCGCAAAACCUCUAAGCUUCAGCCUCGCCCUCGACGACCAUUCCCACGAUGACGAACAUACCCUACAAGCUCAGUACGGGCGCGGCCUGGUCCCAGACGACGACGCCCAGUCCACCACCACCGCGCGGUUGGAGGAUAGCGAUACCCGGUUGAUGGAGAUGCUUGCUGCGCAGGCGGCUCACCGGGAAGUCGACUCGUUAGGCGCGGACGAGGACAGCAUCGCGACGGACGAAAAACUGAAAGAUAGCGAGAAGAAGGAGAUUCUACAGAAGAGUCUGAAUAUGGCUGCGAGUAAUGGUGACGUUGAUCGCGUGCAUAAGAUUCUUGGGGGCAAGGCGAAGGAAUACGUGGAUGUGAAUCUGCCUGAUGAGGAGGGGACGGUUCCGCUGAUUUACGCUAGUUGUUUUGGACACCAAGAUGUUGUUUCGGCACUGCUUGGUGCAGGCGCAUUCGUCGACAAGCAAGAUCGCAACCAGUGGAGUGCUUUGAUGUGGGCCAUGACCAAUCGACAUAAAACGAUAGCCAAGAUUCUACUGGAUCACGGGGCGUCGCCGGAUAUCAAGUCUUCAUCAGGAGGGACGGCGUUUGAUUUUGCCCAGCCUGGAAGCGAAAUCUCCGAAUAUCUACAUGAGAAUGGAUAUAAUAUUGGUGGAUCCAGUGGAAUCGAAGACGACUUUUACGACUCGGGAUUUGCGCAUGGUCGGUUUGAGGAGGAGAUCGCGGAGAAUGAGAUGAAACGGCGAAUGAUGAUGGAAGAGAGUGCGAUCAACCUCGAGGUGGACCUGUCGAGCUUGGGGCUGGAUGAGAAGGCCGAGUCACUCGACGAGGACCUCGAGGAUGACCAGCAGGAAUUUGUAUGGGAUAAGUGUCUGAACGAUCAGAUGUUUGUCUUCCAAGACCAUGAGCUGGAAAGGAUACUGGAUAUUAUCAUCACCAACAUGACACCGCAACGAUCACCUUCCCAGAAACCCGUGCCCGCCAACCUUCUUUUCCUCAGUGCGCGGUACGCACAUUACCAUGCUAGUCCGGAAUUGCUGGCGCAGCUAUUAGUGUCGGCUACGGAGAAGAUUAAUGACGUGGUGGAACGGCAUCAGUGGGAUAUGACGAUAUUGGCGUUCUGGAUGUCGAACGCAACGUUGCUACUACAUUACCUGAAGAAAGAUGCUGGAUUGGUCGAAUCUACAAUAGAGUUUCAGCUGCAUCUGGCGGAACUGAUCAAUGAGAUCUUCAUCCUGAUUAUCCGAGACGCGGAGCGGCGAAUGAACAAGGUGCUGGAUGGGGCGAUGCUGGACCACGAAACGAUUCCAGGACUGGAAGACGUCCACUUCCAGAAUGAGUGGAAGCUGUUCCGCUCCAAGUCCAAGGCCAAGCCUCCGGAGCCGGCGGAGAAGCGAUUCCGUCCGCCCUCACCCCGACGGAGGGCACAGAUCUCACCGCGCAACAUCACCUCGCUACUGUCGUCGACACUUUUUGUGCUGGAUCUCUACGAUGUGCACUCGGUGAUCACAACGCAAAUCCUGUCGCAACUGUUGUACUGGCUGGGAGCGGAGAUCUUUAACCGGAUCAUGACGACAAAACGAUACCUGGCGCGGACCAAGGCGAUGCAGAUCCGCAUGAACGUGUCGACUUUGGAGGACUGGGCGCGGACUAACAACCGGCAGCCGGAGCAUUAUGAGAACGGAUCGACGACGAGCACCGGGGAGAGCACAAUGGAUGCGGCACGGAAACAUCUGGCGCCGGUCAUUCAGCUGCUGCAGUGGUUGCAAUGCUUUUCGUCUCUGGGAGAUGACUUUGAGUCGCUUGUGACGACGUUACUACAACUGCAACAAUUGACACCAGCGCAGCUCCUUCAUGCGGUCAAGUCGUAUCGGCCCGAGGUAGGAGAGAAGGGGCUGACGAAGCCGGCGAUGAAGUUCCUCCUAGAGCUUCAACGGGAUCCAGACCUGAUAUACCGGGAACAAGCGAAGCUCGAAGCCCAGAAAGGGCAGGCGGAAGCAGGCGGAGAGUCCUCAGUGGGAACGACGGACGCACGACCGGUGACGCCUCGAAAGGAUGAGCUCACACCAGGCGAGGAUGCGCCACGGACGUCGGAUGUAUCGCAGGGACGAAGUAGCCUGGCGUCACCGGGGUCGGCUGCAGUAUCACCACGACGGAUAUCACGACUGGACGACCGCAACGGGGCAAAUGAAGUGUUUGUCGAUCCGUCGCAGACAUUGCCGUUCUCGCUACCGACCAGUACCGACAUGUUGAUCAGUUAUGGGGCGGGCUGGGGAGGAACGAACCGGGAACGAGCGCGCAAGUAUAUUCCCACGGUUCCGCCGGAGGUAUUGAGUCGGUUUGAUCGGGAAGGGUGAGAGAGAGACAGAGGGGAGAUAGAGGGGAGAAAGAUACCCUACAGGAUGAUGUAUGAUGGACAUGUCCACGUAUAUACAUGAAUGCAAAUAGAGUGUAUGAUUGUUGAUGAAUCAGUUGAUGUAAAGCAUUACGUGGGGGAGAGAAUAGGAUGCGGAGUAGAAGACAGCAAGUGGAUCUCCUGGGGAAGGAAGAGAUAAAGAUCUGAAGAGGAGCAGCCAUGGACAUUGCGAUGAUCUAGAUGAAACCUGAAAGAUGGACAGGAAGCUUGGCGACGCGCAGCCGUGGGGCAUCUACCUUACCUUCAUCGAUUGUAGUAUAUUUUAUAUUGAUACUUGGCAUACUGGAUAUGGAGUAAAUAUGUAC